AUGCCCUUGGGUCCUUACAAGAAUGGAUCUAUUCUCAUCGGCACCAUGCAAGUCGUACCUGGCGCGCAACCUGCUUUCAAUAUUAUUCAUACGUUGACCACUCAGCGCUCGCCGUCGCCUAUUGUCAAUUUAGCUUGGCAUGCAUCUUCUACUAAGCAAAAGUCUGAUAUGCUUGCCUCCCAAUUUGCUGAUGGAGAUCUACGGGUCUGGAGCGUUGCGAAGCCAGCUACUGCUGAAACGCCUAAAACUAUUCGUAUUCUGAAGAGAGGUGAUAAUGUUGAGCUUGGGGUCAAUUGGUCUGCUUGGUCAAAGAAUGGAAGGGUCAUACAGUACCAAGACGGGGAGUGCUGGAUAUGGGACGUCAGGACCAAGCAUGUCGCUUUUGAACCAAUUCCAAGCAUUGGUGAAGUAAAAGGGCUUGCUAAUUAUGGGCCAACCGCAACACUCUUCACCCUUUGCAAAGACUUUACGAUACGGCAGUAUGACCUAUCACCACCUCAAUUGGUCAAGGAGAGGCAAUAUCUGCCGAUGGAUCCUCCGUUGGCACCCCACAAGUCAGCACGAUCUCAGGGCCAUCAUAUACCAGGAACUGCACCUCCGAUGCCUGUCCGGCCCCCUCUCGACAGUCUGAGAGCAGCAGAGGUCCUGCGACACUGUCUACGAUUCAACGGAACGCGGGCGAUAUGUCGGCAAUAG
Bacidia gigantensis is the source of this 696-nucleotide messenger RNA. RefSeq lists its product as uncharacterized. Gene Ontology annotation, cellular component: nucleus. Bases 1 to 696 code for a protein of 231 amino acids. Lineage: Eukaryota; Fungi; Ascomycota; Lecanoromycetes; Lecanorales; Ramalinaceae. Gene Ontology annotation, biological process: positive regulation of transcription by RNA polymerase II. Gene Ontology annotation, molecular function: transcription factor binding. The transcript has 3 exons. The record is from RefSeq and is a predicted model, not a curated record.